This is a messenger RNA of Drosophila kikkawai, 1200 nucleotides long. It is a transcript of the gene I-2, whose product is annotated as protein phosphatase inhibitor-2. Gene Ontology annotation, molecular function: protein phosphatase inhibitor activity. Gene Ontology annotation, biological process: regulation of signal transduction. Lineage: Eukaryota; Metazoa; Arthropoda; Insecta; Diptera; Drosophilidae. The record is from RefSeq and is a predicted model, not a curated record.
UAGUGCAUCGGUAUCGGUCCAGCUCUAGUUCUCAAAAUUUUGUUAGAAUUAAUACCGGAUUCCAUUUGUUUGCCGUUGAAAACGUCAAGAGUCGAAAUUUAGUCCAGUGGUUAGUUAGUACACAUCCGCUAAAUUCCACGUAACCACUUAGGAGACGAACCACCGCCUGGCUGCCGCUCUUGAUGCGCUCGCUGGACGCCUGCAGGGAUUGAGGCGACAAUUGAAAUUGCUGCAACUGCAGUUAACGGGAGAGGAGGAUAAGCGCAGGUACGCAGGCCACCGCCGACCAUCGAUAGGAUGCAGAACCAGCCCAGCCCACAGUUGCCCUGCAAGGGCAUCCUGAAGACAUCGCGCAGCUUCGACAAGUCCGGAGCCAGUUUUCGCAAAAGUGCCAAGUUUGAUGAGCUAAACGUGCUGCAGACGUUCCAUCCGGCCGACAAGGACUAUGGACACAUGAAGAUCGAUGAGCCUAAAACGCCAUACAACUACACGGAGGCCUACAAUGACAACAGGGAUGAGCUGGACACGGAGCUACUCGUGGAGAAACUUCGGAUCGCGGCCAAUAUACCACCGUCUGCGGAGAGCAUUGAAGACGACGGCUCCUCGGGCGACGAUCAGCCACUGAGCGAGGAGGAGCGACAACGGCGAAUCGAAUUCGAGCAGCGUCGCAAGGCCCACUAUCGCGAGUUCGAGGCCGUCACACUCGCCCGGAAGCUGAUCCAGGAGGAGGACGACGACGAGGAUGAUGACGAUGACGCCAGAACUUCGGAUAGUCGGCCCUCGGGCUCGGCCUCCACCUCGGGGCACUUUACGAGCAGUUUGGCGAAAAAAUCACCUGCCACCUCCCCGUCAGCCAGUGCCAGUCUGAACAUGGAUCUGGAGCCGUCGAUUAACUAGGAGCAGCACCACGUUACCCACGUGACCCAUCAAUCAAUCACUCACCAAUGUUUGCGAGGGCAGCUCUUCCGAAACGAUAUCAAGUGCACAGAGUGAAGGAGUACUCGUGAUUUAUUGAAUUUAGCCAGAACUAACACACAAAAUCAAACCGUCGCAAAGGAGUUGCUCAUCGUCGAGUAGUGAACGCAUGAAAUUACUUGUUGCAAAUUGUUUUACGUGGACGGUGGGCGGAGGAUCUAUUGUACGACAUCAAAUAUACAUAACCGUAUGCGUCUCGGCCGUAGCUGACUGUUGCAAAAUGUA